Rana temporaria (common frog) is the source of this 1299-nucleotide messenger RNA. RefSeq names its product shadow of prion protein (gene SPRN). The transcript is spliced from 2 exons. Gene Ontology annotation, molecular function: nucleic acid binding. Gene Ontology annotation, cellular component: nucleus; membrane. The record is from RefSeq and is a predicted model, not a curated record. Gene Ontology annotation, biological process: protein import into nucleus. NCBI's taxonomy places the organism in Eukaryota, Metazoa, Chordata, Amphibia, Anura, Ranidae. Bases 276 to 683 code for a protein of 135 amino acids.
CUCUGCAGACUGUUCCUGAAAGUGCAGCUUAGAGACAGUGAAAUUGAAUGGCUGUUUGUUUGCUUAGUGAUCAGACAGCAGCUCUAAUUCUGAAAUCAUCCAGUUAUUCAUUUAUAAUCUCUAAUGUUCUCACUGGGGAGGAGUUAACAGGACCAAGCCCCAGUGCAGCAAGAAGAAAGAGCAUUCCACCAUAGAGACUACAGUAAGAAGAGGACCUCCGAGGGCGGACAUUGGGGACUACAGGAAAGGAUCAUUUAGCAGACUGCUAUCUGAAAAUGCGAAUUAGUUCAGCUCUGUGUUGGUCAGUCCUGCUGUUAGUGGCACUUCUCACUCAAAAUGUUACAACCAAAGGCGGUCGAGGAGGAGCAAGAGGAGGAGCCAGAGGAUCGUCGCGUGGAACUACUCGCGUUCGUGCAAAGAGCUCAUCACGCUAUGGUUCAUUUAGGGUGGCUACGGGAGCAGCAGCUGCAGGAGCAGUGGCGGGAGCAGCAGCUGGAAUGGCUGGGAGGAGAAGGUGGAGAUAUAACGACAGUUCAGAAGACAGGAUGCAGGGGGGUAACCGCACAGAUGAAGGCAGCUACAGCUACAGGGCAUGGACCUCUGGUGCUAAAACCCUCUCUGCAAGCCUUGCCAUCACUUUGACCCCUCUUUUUACAACCAGUGUUAAGUUUUAUUAUUUCUAACAGCUAUCUAUAUAACACUGGGGUGUAAGCCACAAUUCUGAGGAAGUGUUUUCUUUAAACAAGCAGUACUCCAAUUGUUUUGCCAGAAAGUCUAUUCUGGAAUAUAGAACAUCUCUAGUUGCUAACCCUAGUUGCUAAGAGAAAAAAAUUAUCAUCAGACAAAGAUUAUAUGGUUCAUCUAUGUCAGAAAAAACACUAACUGCAUAAACUUGACCUGAAAAUCUAUUCACAAUAAAGGCCACACAUAUAACAUAGAGGAGGAUUGGUCUUCUAGCCUCACAUCUGAGUGCUGCUUUGGUUAUGCUGGAGUACAUCGGAAAAAGAAAAUCUACACUAUGUGGCUUCCUUAUUACCUGUUUGAUUGUGUUAUUCUAAUCAACAAUAAUGAUCUCUUAUAUCCAUGGAAACUCUGUUCAUGUAAGGCGUAUUCUGAAACCUUUUCCUUCUGACGUCUAGCUGUGUUGACCAAUAUUUCUCACUGCCAACCUUUUUUAUUAAUGCUAAAUGGAAUAUUCACCCCCACUUUUUCAAGUGUAGGUGUACAAUAUUUAAUAUUUUUGACUAUUUUGUGGCAAGGAAUAAUUUACAUUAAAACAAAAUGUUCUGGUUAUGCAAA